This is a messenger RNA of Theileria equi strain WA, 2691 nucleotides long. RefSeq names its product coatomer beta subunit, putative. Gene Ontology annotation, molecular function: structural molecule activity; protein binding. Gene Ontology annotation, biological process: retrograde vesicle-mediated transport, Golgi to endoplasmic reticulum; intracellular protein transport; intra-Golgi vesicle-mediated transport. The coding region runs from base 1 to 2691 and encodes 896 amino acids. NCBI's taxonomy places the organism in Eukaryota, Apicomplexa, Aconoidasida, Piroplasmida, Theileriidae. The record is from RefSeq and is a predicted model, not a curated record. Gene Ontology annotation, cellular component: COPI vesicle coat. The transcript has 2 exons.
AUGUCGCUUCAGAUGGGCUUUGGUAAAAAGCUGGAGCUACGGACUGACAAGGUGAAAUCGGUGGAUAUCCAUCCGGUGGAGCCCUGGGUAGCUUCAGCACUGUAUAAUGGCUCGUGUACGAUUUACAACUACUCUACACAGUCUCUAGUGAAGAAAAUUGACAUUUCUGACUUGCCUCUCCGUUGCUGUAAGUUUGUUGCCAGGAAACAAUGGAUUAUCGCGGCGGGAGACAAAAUGUGUAUCUGGGUCUACAACUACAACUCACUGGAAAAGGUCCAGGUGGUCGAAGGGCACAAAGACUACGUACGUUACCUCGAUUUGCAUAGUACGAUGCCUUACGUCUUGAGUUCUUCCGACGAUAUGACCAUCAUCCUCUGGGACAUUGACAAGAACUGGGAGAAGUUGGCAGUCUACGAAGGACAUUCUCAUUACGUAAUGAUGGCUAAAUGGAGUCCAAAGGAUAUGAAUAUCUUUGCCUCGUGCUCACUGGAUCACACCAUCAUGUUUUGGGGGAUUUCACAGGAGUCCGCCGACAUAAAGUCUGGACCAAAGUCCUUUUUCUCUCUCUCUGGGCAUGAAAAGGGAGUAAAUUGCAUCGAUUUUACGACAAAUAUAUCCUGCCCAUAUAUCAUUUCUGGAUCAGACGAUUGUACAAUCCGUGUUUGGGAUUACCAGACCAAGUUGUGUCUUCAGGUUUUGAAGCAGCAUUCUAAAGCGGUAAUGAGUGUCCUCUACCAUCCACGCCUGCCAAUCAUUCUCUCCUGUGGCGAAGAUGGUGAUUUUAACGUGUGGCACUCUAAUCUCUACAAGAUUAAAAGGUGUGUAAACUACGGGUAUGGCAAACUCUGGAGUAUUGCUGGGAACAGCGUAGACACUGCAAUUGCCAGUGACUCUGGUACGUGUGUCAUUCAGUUGGCAGGAGAUAAGCCCCUUGUUUCAAUGUAUUCUAACAAGCUUGUAAUGGUCAAAUCAUCUGACAUUAUGAUUUGUAAUUUGAACACGGGGAUGACUGUAACCGAGGAGGCAGCUAGACAACCCCUGAAUCUCUCUUUCCGCAGCAUUGGCUCGUGUGAGUUUUUUCCACAAUCGGUUUCUCAUCAUCCAAAUGGACGUUUUAUCUGCCUUUGUGGUGAUUCCGAGUAUAUCAUCUACACCUCACAAGGUAUGAAAUCUAAAAGCUAUGGAAAGGCUUCGCAAUUAGUUUGGUCUGAAGAGGGCGAUUAUGCAACUUAUGAUGGUCUGGAAAUCGCUCUACAUAGGGAUUUUGCAUUAAAUACCACCUUCAAACCAUCAGAACAAGUGGUAAAACUCCACGGUGGAAAGUUGCUUGGAGUAUCGACAACAUCUAGUACACACUUUUAUAGAUGGACUGAUGGUAUGCUCAUUAAAACAAUUGACGUGCAAACUGAGCAUGUUUGGUGGAAUGAAGGAUCAUCUAAACUUGCUCUCGGUUGUGUUGGUACCUGUUACAUUUUGGCAUACAAUGAGGAAGCAGUGGCGGAAGCGCUCGGUGGUGGCGAUUACAAUCCUGAAAUGGGAGUAGGUUCAUCCUUUGACCUAGAAAAGGAGAUCGUGGAUAGAGUAACAAGUGCAACGUGGGCUAUGGAGACGUUUCUCUACAUUACACCAGGACUGCACCUCAACAUGUUUGUUGCUGGUACGGUGGAAACAUUGGCAUAUCUCGACAAACCGCUACACAUGAUUGGCUAUUCCUCGGAAUCCUCCUUAUUGUAUCUUUGCGAUGAUGCAAUUUAUGCUCAUCCACUCGAGUUAGAGUAUCUCAAUUUCCACGCACUCGUUUCACAAAUUGGGGAACAAGGAACUCAAAAGGUUACAGAGGCUAUUUCUGAGCUCUCUCCUAAACUAAAGGAGCGUGCCAGUAAAUUCCUAGAGUCUAUUGAACAAUACAAGUUAUCGCUCUUAUGCACUAGCGAUCCGGAUCGCAAAUUUGAGCUAAACUUGAAACUUGGCAAUGUUGAGGAUUGUCUUGACUUGUUAUCGAAGGAGACAAGCGUUGAAUCACACCGUGGAAACAAACUCUUGAAGCGCCAGUGGAAAAGACUUGGCGAUUAUUGCCUCGAGAACUCACGCUUUGACGUUGCUACUACCUGUUUUGGCUUCUGCAACGAUUUCUCCAAUCUCUUACUUCUUCAUACCAUAACUGGAAAUAAAGAAGGUAUUGAAAAUUUGGCCGAAUCGGCGCAUAAGGCUGGCUCGACAAAUAUUGCCUUCACCUGUUACUACAUGCUCAACAACAUUGAAAAAUGUGUAGAGAUUCUACAUGCUUCAAAUUGUCACAGCGAGGCAACCAUAAUGGCCAGGACGUUUAAACCUUCUCUCUUGAAGGAUUCGUUUGAUAUAUGGAAAAAGAACUUUAACAAUAGUCAUAUUAUCCUUGAUGAUCCACCAGAAGAUAAUGGACGUGAACUGGAAAAGACAGUCGAAAAGAGACUAGAGGCAGGAUUCCCAGAUGCUCAACUCUUUCCAAAGUUUAAAGAUGCCGUAUAUUCAGAUUUUGGUGCUUCUGAGCCCUCCGCUGAACCUGUCGAGACUACUGUCGCCGACACCAGCGCAGUUCAGCCCGAAACUGAGACGCUCGAUGGGAUUGUUGAUGAUGUACCGGAAAGUGAGGUAAAGGACGAAUCUCCAGUUACGGAGGAAAAGGAGGAAGAAGAAAAAGGUGAUGAGUAG